AUGGCGAAACUGCUCAACGGCAACGAAGUCGCCCAACACGCUUCGCGCGACUCAUGCUGGGUUAUUGUCUCGGGCAAGGUCUACGAUGUCACCGGAUACCUAGACCACCAUCCCGGCGGCUCACAGAUCCUGUUGCAGUACGGCGGAAAGGAUGCGACGGCCAUGUAUGAACCCAUUCAUCCUCCCGGCACAAUUGAACGCUCUCUACCAAAGGACAAGCACCUGGGUUCAGUCGAUCCGGCCACUGUAUCGAGCCCGUCUUCUCCCCAGGUGACUCGGGAUCUUGACCAGAUGGCCCAAAUCCCCCUCUCCCACUGCGUGAACCUGGACGACGUUGAAAAAGCCGCCACACGAAUCAUCUCUCACAGCGCCUUUGUCUACUUCAACUCUGCAGCGGACAGUCUCGGAUCCCUCACCAACAACCGGCAAGACUGGAAGAAAGUCACCCUGCGACCGCGGAUAAUGCGCAACGUCCGAAGGGUGGACAUGACCAGGGUUAUGCUAGGGACCAAAUUCCGCGUUCCGUUCUUUAUCGCCCCGGCUGCGCGGGCGAGGCUAGUGCAUGAGGAUGGUGAGCUGUGUCUAGCGAGAGGUGCGGCCAGAAGAGGGAUCCCCUACUGCCCGAGCACGUACUCGACCGUGCCGCACGACGAGCUGAUGCAGUGCUUGAUCGAUGAGAAGAAGAAGGUGCGGUUUCGCAACCUCUCGCCUGAGGACGGCGGCACGUUGUGGUUCCAGCUGUACGUUGCACACGAGAAGGAGCGAACACUCGAACUAGUUGGUAUGGCGAGGGAUCUGGGCUACAAGGCGUUGGUCAUCACCGUCGACACGCCUGUGGUGGGCAAGCGCGAGGAGGACGAACGCUACCGGGCAGAGCUGGCCACUGCGAGCGGCGAUAAUUCCGUCUUGACAGAAUGGUACAAGCCGGCCAAUGAGGACGACGAAAAUAGCCCCCCACUCAGGGGUCACCACUCGUCCACCCUCAAUUGGGAUGACUUGCCUUGGAUUCGCGAGGCAUGGCGCCAGGGUAGGAACGAUGCCGGUCCGAUCGCAAUCAAGGGCAUCCAGACAGCGGAAGACGCCGCUCUCGCGGUAUUCGAACACGGCGUUGACGCUAUCUAUCUCAGCAACCACGGAGGCCGACAGUGCGACGAUGCACCCUCAUCCAUCCGCACCCUGCUCGAGAUCCGGAAGUUCUACCCCGAGUUGCUGAAGAAGGCCGAAGUCUACCUGGACGGAGGAAUCCGCAGGGGCGCAGAUGUGAUCAAAGCCUUGUGCCUCGGGGCGAGGGGAGUGGCCUUGGGACGCUCGUUCAUGUACGCUGUUGCCAUGGGUGACGAGGGUGUGGCCAGGGUGAUCCAACUCUUAUCUGAAGAAAUCGAGACGACCAUGCGCUGCAUGGGCGUGACGUCCCUCGACCAAUUGAACCCGUCGUACGUGAACACAAAAGUGUUGGAGUUGGAGCUUCCGGAUCGGUUGGUCUCAGGGGAUGACUCGGAAUACGGUGAAGCUUGGGUUAAAGGGUUGAAGGCGAGGCUUUAG
This is a messenger RNA of Fonsecaea nubica, 1542 nucleotides long. RefSeq lists its product as hypothetical. The record is from RefSeq and is a predicted model, not a curated record. Gene Ontology annotation, molecular function: heme binding; oxidoreductase activity. Lineage: Eukaryota; Fungi; Ascomycota; Eurotiomycetes; Chaetothyriales; Herpotrichiellaceae. The transcript has 2 exons. Bases 1 to 1542 code for a protein of 513 amino acids.